CCUUUGGUUAACCACUGUUAAGCUUAACAGCGCUGCCCCAGCAACGCUCGAAGUGGAUUCCAAUUCAUGUUCCGAUUGAAGUGCGGAUGGUAGUGCAGUGCUAGCGGUUUGCGUGGUGGAAAAUUCGAUUUUUCUGAAUAUUUAACCCUUCCUGAGAGUCGAGUUGUUGUUCAUUCGCGUCAAUUAAACCCAAAGCGGGCGCAUCAAGAGUGCUUCCUUUAGAUCUCCUCAACGAGCUGUUUUGGAAACUUUUCGUUUCCGGAUUGGAUUUAUCUGACCGUGUGUGGAACGCUCACCAUUUGUUUACUCCGACCUCCGACUCCGGCCGCCCCACAUUUUCUGCUGAACUUGUGCCGUUGGGUGGUGUUGUCAUUGCCCCGCUCCCCCCCAAAGUUUGGUGCGGAAAAAAUCGAAACUCGCGCACAGUGGGCGCCACAGAGGAAUAAUUUCGGAGGCGAUAAUAACUUUCCGCCGGAGCGCCGCCGUUGUGCAAUCGCCGUGCCAAGCCAGCCCACCCCAGCCCUCAUCAGACUGCCCCCUUCGAGCUUUAACCAGCAGUGCAUUGAAAUUCAGAGGCGAUACGCUCGUUCCACUGUGCGAAUGCUUCAAUCGGACGGACAGCAGAAGCAGUAAUUCGUUAAACAACGGCAAACAAAUUGAAGAGCCACCUCCGAUCAGCCAUAGCCUACGAUGUAAGCUGCCGAACCCACAAGGGACCAAGAGCACCAAGAGUUAAAGCUUAAUUUGAAGUUCUGAGCAGAGCUCAUCCCGACGCCCGCUAACCGCUAAGCGAGGACAGAGACCAUAAAUCAUCAUCCAGCCGAGAGCGACGGGCAGCGAUUGAGUUGCACCACCAAAGAGCCCCGAAUUAAUCAUACGCCACGUUGGCCGGUUUGCUUCCUCCGUCGUCGAUAUGUUCGCCCAUCCGCCGCCGCACCACGCGCCGCGCACUUGACACGCGUUGAAGCGAGUCAGUGGUCAGGGAGAAGCAGCUGAGCGCCUCCCGGAAGAGCCAGCUCCUCCUGGAACACCCUCCGACGACGACCGACGCGUCUCCGGUUUCUGCUCCGGCUUAUUUUGUUAUUUUUCGUUCAAAGUCGCGUUCGUGGGACGCUGCGACUAAUUGGCAUCAACAGCGUUCGGUUACCGCCACGACAGACUACCGCAUGUGGCUGCCAAGGUGUAAACCCCUCGCCAGCAGCAUUAACUGCUCCAACAGCAACAGAAACUACAACUUCAACUGCAACUGCCUCCAGUUGUCAACGACCAUCGCUCAACAUAUUCUCCGUUGGCCCGUGAUACUCCCCCUAGCGUUCUUAAUGAAUGACUCUCGUGGCAAGUCAUCCUACCGUGCCAGCAAACCGACGUCCGCCUCGUUCGACAACAGCCAGAACAACAAUCCCCGUACUUACAACAACAGCGGCAAGUCCGACAAGGUGUUCCUGCACUACACGCCCCGCGACCCGCGCCUAAGAAUUCUCAACAAGACCGCCACGCUGAAUAAACCCUUGAAUCGCACUCUGAGCGAGCUAAAUAUAACUGAAGAUCUGUGCAAUUAUGGUGAAUUGAUUGGCGGCGGCAGUGCCGAUUUAGUGCAAGUGAAAACUGUGCAAGUGAAAUCCUAAGCGGGUGCAGGUCGGUUCGUAUUUUUCGGUUUCCGGUUUUCGGUUUUCCACUCUGUUGUCGGACGGGACGGGUGACCCCGACUGGAUGGUUGACGGAAAGCAGGUAACCAGGCUCGCACUGCAGCCCCGAGGAGGAGGACACUUCGCCUGGCGCCUAGUUAGACACUACUAUGAGAGCUAAUGCAAACUGUGUUCAAUUCCAAUAAUCGCUCGGACUAGAGAGUGCGAAUUUUAUAA
Molecule: messenger RNA, 1862 nt
Organism: Drosophila ananassae
Lineage: Eukaryota; Metazoa; Arthropoda; Insecta; Diptera; Drosophilidae
Exons: 3
Coding region: 1167-1625 (152 amino acids)
Source: RefSeq, a predicted model, not a curated record